This is a messenger RNA of Penicillium olsonii, 714 nucleotides long. NCBI's taxonomy places the organism in Eukaryota, Fungi, Ascomycota, Eurotiomycetes, Eurotiales, Aspergillaceae. The record is from the annotation of a GenBank genome assembly.
AUGAUCCAAUGUCUGCAGAGACUCAGGGCUCAGAAUAUACGCGCUUUCGGCAUUGCCGUGCUGGACCUUGAUAGUGUUUCGGACGCAAAACUCAAAGAGAUGCAUGAUCUCGGAAUCCGUGGACUACGGCUAAACUUCCAAGCAGAUGGGAAGGAAGUGAGCACCGACAGGCUGAGGGCUGCAUUGACGCGAGCUGCAGACCGCAUUCGCGAUCUCCCUGAUUGGAUGAUCCAAUUGUUUAUUCCCGGCUGGGCAUGGGAUAGCCUCUACGAGACUAUCCUCCAGCUCCCGGUCAGGAUCAUCGCAGAUCACCUUGGCGGUAUGCGUGGUCACAGCCUGCUACCUUCUGAUUUACAAUCAAUACCAACGUCGCAACCCGGAUUCGUAUCGCUUAUGUCACUUGCGAGACAAUCUCGCGUCGUUAUAAAGAUGUCCGGUUUGUAUCGCAUGUCGAGUGAUACCUGUUCCACCUACAGCGACCUGAAGCCUAUCGUGGAGACAUUGGCGCAAGAGGCACCAAAGCAAGUUAUCUGGGGGAGUGAUUGGCCACACACUGGGGAUGGACAUAAUAGACUCGAAGGUCGAUUGGACGUCAAGGAACCUUUUCGAGUCAUUAAGAACGAUGCUAUACUUAAUCACUUGCAUGAUUGGAUGGGAAGCGAUGCUUACAAGAAAAUGAUGGUGGACAACCCGAAGAGAAUAUAUCAUCAAUGA